Molecule: messenger RNA, 2476 nt
Organism: Rhodamnia argentea
Lineage: Eukaryota; Viridiplantae; Streptophyta; Magnoliopsida; Myrtales; Myrtaceae
Product: protein BONZAI 1-like
Exons: 15
Coding region: 270-2006 (578 amino acids)
Biological process (GO): cellular response to calcium ion
Cellular component (GO): plasma membrane
Molecular function (GO): calcium-dependent phospholipid binding
Source: RefSeq, a predicted model, not a curated record
UUUGAGGCACGACAGGCAAAAGCCCAAAGUGGGGGCCAAUCUCCUGACUCCCCAGUCAGCCUCGCUCUCUCCCUCACCUCGCUCGCUUCUCCAUUUCUCUCCUCUCCUGCAACUCUUAAAAGAAAGGCAACAACUUGCGAUUGAUUCCCGCAUCUGCUCCGUGUUUGAUUGAUUCUCUCUUGGGUCGAGUUUGUUUGUUGGUGGUGCUUCUCUUUAAGGUGAACAAGACGCUAUCACUGACUCUUCCCCGUUUUUCGUGCACUGCGACAAUGGGGAAUUGCUGCUCUGACGACCGCGGUGGCAGGGCGCCCAUCGGCGGCACUCCGGCAAAUAUUGGCCUCGGCAACGGCAACGACGCCCCCAACGACGCCGUCCACCUCUUCCUCCGUUCUCGCGGCUACCAAGGCCUUUUCUCUCAGAUCCAGCUGUCUUUCUCUGCCUCGGGCCUGCGAGAUAGGGACGUCCUCUCUAAGAGCGAUCCUAUGUUGGUUGCCUACACAAGAGGAAGAGAUGGAGUACUUAAGGAGGUGGGACGGACAGAGGUCGUGCUCAAUUCAUUAAAUCCCAAGUGGAUCAAUACCCUUAAUGUCACUUUCCAGUUUGAAAUUGUGCAGACAAUGUUGUUUUGUCUGUAUGAUGUGGACACUCAGUUUCACCAGAUGGAAGUAAAGAUGCUUAAGCUUGAGGAGCAGCAGUUUCUUGGUGAGGCCACCUGUGCUCUUUCUGAGAUCAUUACCAAAUCAAACAGGUCAUUGACCUUAGAUCUGACAUAUGGAGAAGAAUAUACAGGAUUAAGUCGUCCUCAAAAUUGUGGAAGGCUUGCUGUACAUGCUGAAGAAUGCAUUACCUCUAAGACUACAACUGAGAUGAUUUUGAGGUGUUCAGAGUUAGAGCAUAAGAAUCUCUUCUCAAGGACUGAUCCUUUUCUGGUCAUUUCAAAGAUUGUGGAGAGUGGGAUGUCAAUUCCAGUCUGCAAAACGGAGGUCAUCAGGAAUGAUCUGAAACCUACAUGGAAGCCAGUAUUUUUAAAUAUCCAACAAGUUGGAAGCAAGGACAGUCCCUUGGUAAUAGAAUGCUUCAACUUUAAUAGCAGCGGAAAACAUGAUUUGAUUGGGAAACUGCAGAAGUCACUAUUGGACUUGGAAAAGCUUCAUUCAAGCGUGAAGGGAGAAAAUUUAGUUUUACCAACUGCUGCUGGAAAUAAGGUGCUGAAGAGCCAGCUAUUUGUGGAUACGUUUUCUGAGAGCACGCAACAUACUUUUCUAGAUUACUUGGCUGGGGGAUUUGAAGUAAACUUCAUGUUGGCUGUUGAUUUCACAGCUUCAAAUGGAAAUCCUCGCCUCCCCGAUUCCCUGCAUUACAUUGAUCCCUCAGGACGGCCAAAUGCAUAUCAGAGAGCAAUCUUAGAGGUUGGAGAAGUAUUGCACUUUUACGAUUCAGACAAGCGGUUUCCUGCUUGGGGUUUUGGAGCCCGGCCAAUUGAUGGUCCGGUCUCUCAUUGUUUUAACUUGAACGGAAGCAGUACAUACUGCGAGGUUGAAGGAAUUCAAGGGAUCAUGAUGGCCUAUGCAAGUGCACUCCUAAACGUUUCUCUUGCAGGUCCAACUCUUUUUGGACCUGUCAUUAGUCAUGCGGCACAAAUUGCUGGCCAAUCUCUUGCAAAUGGUCGGCAUAGAUACUCUGUGCUGUUAAUUAUCACGGAUGGUGUUGUGACGGAUCUUCAAGAAACCAAAGAUGCCUUGGUGAAAGCAUCCGACUUGCCGUUGUCAAUCCUCAUUGUUGGGGUCGGUGGAGCUGAUUUUAAGGAGAUGGAGAUUUUAGAUGCGGAUAAAGGAGAAAGGCUAGAGAGUUCCAAUGGACGUGUUGCUACCCGUGACAUCGUCCAAUUUGUUCCCUUUCGAGAUGUACAAAGUGGAGAGAUAUCUGUGGUUCAAGAACUCCUAGCAGAACUACCCACACAAUUUUUAACGUAUAUGCGGAGAAGAGACAUAAAACCAAGCUAUUAAAUUUUCGAGGAUCAUACAUAAAAGAAGUUGGUUUUGAGUGAUUGGUUUUGGGCCAUGCGAGGUUUCCUUUGGAAGGGUAAGGGGUAGCUGCUGCCACGACUUGACAUUCUCUACAAUUCUGUUCGUGUUAUCAGGAGGCUGGUUCUUUUAUCUAGCACAUCAUAGUAGUAUGCUCAUCACUUGCUUCCUUCACCUUCUUUAGGAGUCGCCCGCCAAUGUUUAGCACAUGACAGGUUGGAGCUCGUAUCUGUGCUCUCCUCUAUGAUCUCUGUGUGUAUUUUGCCAAUUCACAUGAAGGUGAAAAACUGAUAGUGACAAAAGGAACGAGAGAGAUCGAAGGUGAAGGGGAAGGUCACUAUUAUGCCAAAGCAUUAUUGGUGAUCUUAUUUUGAUGGGUAUUUCUUUCUGUAAUGAACCGCCCUGAUAUUAUUUUCUGCGAAAUCUAAGAAAUCAAAACGCUAUUGGGGAAC